AUGCCACAUUCACAGACCCAAUCACAACAUCACGGCAGCCCACUCUACGCCCUCACGACGCUGAGUAUGGAUCCAACUAGUGCCUACUUUAUGGACAACGGAAUGGAACUAUUGGAUUCUUUUCAGCAGUCGGUCUGGUUGAGCGUCCACAACGUCCACCACAGUCAGCUUCUCGACCCCUCGGUCACGGGACAACCUCUUGACGAGCAGUUUGAGGAUGGUAACGAGGUCCCCGCGGGGAACAUGCUUGAGAGCUCAAACACUCACGAAAAUUUGAGCCUCAACAGAGAUCUAAACCAGCAGGAGUUGGCCCUGCCUAGUCAACUUUACUCACCAGCAACCACCAAUACUUUUAGCGCGCUACAGUCGAUGGGUGGUCUCGGACAACAGGAUAAUUUGGACGGUGUACAUGUCCCGAGCAGCCACGACCAGGGUGAAUUUUCCACUGCCAGCUUUGUUGAGAACAAUACAGUCCCAGCAGCGCCAUACGAAGAGAGCCUUCUAUUCGCGGGAACCAUUUCCACCAGCAUUGGGAACCACUCAGGCAACCCCGAGCAUCAAAACAGUCUCCAUUCAGUGCAAGAUGCCGCUGAAAUCCACCAAGCGCGGAGGAGUAGACACGACGUUGCCUCUGCUCAAACCACCCGGGCAGGUCGGAAGGCAGCCAAGUACCGCACAAGCAAGGGACAUUCAUCCCGGACUUUUCAGGGGCUGUUUAAUAAUGAAACAGCCGUUAAACAGCGACUGGAAGCCAUGCUACAGCAGCAUCGAAAGGAAACCUUGGGCUGUACAUCCCCAGACAACGACAGUACCUUUCCUCAAUCGGAUGACGAGUAUCAGGAAAAAGUUCGCAGAGUGUUUGAUGCCAUCUGCGACUGGUCUUACAUUUUGGAGUGGAGAGCUGUGUUGCCCAAGAACGAAGAAGACGACAUCAUUACGCGAUUGAUACAGGCAAGGUCGGACGCCCAGCAGCAGCAUAUAUUGACUGAGACUUUACUGGAAAACUUCACACCUACAAAGGAGGAACUUGCUAGCAUACUACCACCCGUGGAAAAUCAACAGCAGAAGGUGCUGCGUCAAAUUCCUGAUGACGAGACCAUUGAAAUGAUUUCAUGGGGCAUUGUGGCCGCGGCUAUCAAAUCACAGCAAGGCGACACCCAAGACUCAAAGCAAGUUGUCAAAUCCCUUCUUACUCUGGGUGACGCAUGGAAGAUACGAAUUGUCAACCAUCCGCGUAAAGAGCUCAAGACCAAACGUGUUAACUCGAAAGGCAACUCUGCCAAAGCCAAACUCCUCAAACAGUCUGGGAGGUCUGGCAACGUUAUUCAAGAGCCAUGA
Pochonia chlamydosporia 170 is the source of this 1338-nucleotide messenger RNA. RefSeq lists its product as hypothetical. The coding region runs from base 1 to 1338 and encodes 445 amino acids. The record is from RefSeq and is a predicted model, not a curated record. Lineage: Eukaryota; Fungi; Ascomycota; Sordariomycetes; Hypocreales; Clavicipitaceae. The transcript is spliced from 5 exons.